Messenger RNA from Trematomus bernacchii (emerald rockcod), 774 nucleotides. Its product is annotated as olfactory receptor 1-like. NCBI's taxonomy places the organism in Eukaryota, Metazoa, Chordata, Actinopteri, Perciformes, Nototheniidae. Gene Ontology annotation, cellular component: membrane. Gene Ontology annotation, molecular function: G protein-coupled receptor activity; olfactory receptor activity. The record is from RefSeq and is a predicted model, not a curated record. The coding region runs from base 1 to 774 and encodes 257 amino acids. Gene Ontology annotation, biological process: G protein-coupled receptor signaling pathway. The transcript has 2 exons.
AUGGACUUCUUCAACUCAGCUCUUGGAAAAAACAUCACUUUUGUGCUUCCUGAAUAUUUCAUAAUAAGUGGAUUUAUUGAAAUUCCUAAUAUCAAUUAUUACUAUGUAUUCCUCUUUUUUGUUUACAUUGUUUCAGUGUUGGGAAACACAGCUGUGAUGGCCAUAAUAUACUUGGACCAUAGGCUGAGAACUCCAAAAUAUAUUGUAGUUUUUAAUUUAGCAUUUGUGUACCUGUGUGGUAGCUCUGCUUUGGUGCCAAAGGUUCUUGAUAUCUUUCUGUUUAACCAUCAGUACAUCCCCUACGCUGACUGCUUGGCAUUUAUUUUUUUCUGCUACACGUGCCUUUCAAUGCAGGUUCUUAAUCUAGUUGCACUCUCGUAUGACAGACUGAUAGCUUUCAUCUACCCACUGCACUACCAAGUGAAGGUGACCCACAGGUUCAUGCUGUCUUUGAUUGCCUGUUUCUGGGUCUUUGUUAUUACUGUUAUACUUAUUGCCGUCGGCCUUCUAACAAGACUUUCCUUCCGUAAGUCUGUGGUUAUUAACAGCUAUUUCUGUGACCACGGCCAGAUAUAUCGGAUGGCCUGCAAUGACUAUAAACCUACUGAUCACUUUAGUUGGUUUUUAGUAGUUCUAAUUCUUUGGCUUCCACUCACAUUUAUUUUGUUUACUUAUUCAUGUAUCGGCUAUGCAUUGUCUAAAGUUGCCACAGUUCAUAAAAGAGUGAAGGCCUUUAAAACCUGCACAGCUCAUCUUUCGUUGGUGGUAAUCUAA